CCUCACUAAUCUUGUUACCCUGUAACAUGAACUGUAUCAUCUAAAACAUAUUUUGGGUUCUUUACAGCAAACACAGCCUGCCGUGCGAGAGCAUCAGGAGGAGUGUUUAGUUUGAGUUGGUUCUGGUUAUAAUGGGUCCAUUGAAACCCACAGAGAAACAGUGCCAUGCAUUUUUAAUCAGGUGGCUUCUGAGGUCGCCUGCUCCAUUCUGAGGAUGUGAAUUAUGAGCAACAGUGCGAUGAAAACUGAACCAAACUGACUGAAAGACAAUGACAUUACCUCAUGACAGGAAGAGAGUGAUUUUAUUACAUUGAUCUGUCAUUUUCGUUUCCAAUAAGUGAGUGGCAGAACUCUUAUCUCCAAACAUCCGAUGGGGGCUCGUCCGGGAUUGUGCUCCAGUGUGCUGUAUGAAGAGAUAAGAUCAGAAACUAAAUAUCUCGGAUUAUAUUUUGUGUUAGACUGUAACAGACUGCACCUUCACUGAACCGCUUGAUGGUACAAGCAUGAGAACAAGGACAUGGCUGAGUGUUGCGUCUGGGUUUAUGAGCCUCUCCUGCGAGGCUGUGCGCAGUUGUGCAGAGAUCCAGUGUGAUGAAGACCAGCGAUGCUGCACACGAAACAGCAGCAGCAUCACGUCCAUCCAUCAUCUCCCUCUGCACUCUUUCCUGGACAAUCUGGAACGGUUGGUCCGUAAGCUGUCGGGACUGCUGAUCCUGCUCUUGCUCUUCGUGGUGGGUUACUUCAUUCAGCGGCUCGUAUGUCCCCGUCCUCGCCGUCAGACGCCCGAGGAGCCAUCACUUCUGCAUGGACACGCGUCCCAGGACUCUCUCACAGGGGACUUCAGCUCUCCGGUGCUGAUGCUUCCCACAUACGAGGAGGUGAACUAUCUGCCCACAUAUGAGGAGAUCAUGAUGGAGGUAAAUAGAGACAAUCUGAACUCAAACACAGGAGCGAUAGAGGAAAGACGAGCAACAUUGCACACAUCUAGAAGACCCAUAAACUCUAUAUAGUCCACUCAUUGUGUUUGACUUGAUUCUGUAACAGCUGAUGCGUCCACAAUAAUGCAUCCCAUGUGUCUUCAGCAGCUGUGCACUUUUCAAGACAUUUUUCCAUUCAGGUUUGGCUCCUAAAGUAAGUGUUUUGAAAUAUCCAGUCCUAGACAGUGCCAAUUAUGUGCAGAAAUGUGUUAGUAACAAUUUUCAUUUAAUUGCUGGUCUUAUUGUGCUUACUGUGUGCACAUAAUCAGAAAUGAGAAAGAGAUGGUCUGCUCAGAGACAAAUGAACAGGAUAAAUGCACAUUAACUGGUACAACUUAAAAAAUGUUUUUAACGUUACUUUAAGUUUAAAAGCAGAGUUUAUGAGAUCACCACAGAUUUUACAGUUCUUUUGACAUGUUACAUAAAAGUUAUCCUGACAAACAAUUCCAGUUUUAUCCUUUCCACAAGCUCAGCGUGAGGUUCAGACACUCAAUGUCUCCGUUAAGACUCUGGAAAUGUCCUUCUGAAGAAAACAAAUAUAUGAUUUGAUU
This is a messenger RNA of Carassius auratus (goldfish), 1528 nucleotides long. RefSeq lists its product as uncharacterized. NCBI's taxonomy places the organism in Eukaryota, Metazoa, Chordata, Actinopteri, Cypriniformes, Cyprinidae. The transcript has a single exon. The record is from RefSeq and is a predicted model, not a curated record. The coding region runs from base 504 to 1010 and encodes 168 amino acids.